Aspergillus niger is the source of this 1350-nucleotide messenger RNA. RefSeq lists its product as uncharacterized. Gene Ontology annotation, molecular function: monooxygenase activity; FAD binding. The transcript is spliced from 2 exons. The record is from RefSeq and is a predicted model, not a curated record. Lineage: Eukaryota; Fungi; Ascomycota; Eurotiomycetes; Eurotiales; Aspergillaceae. Bases 1 to 1350 code for a protein of 449 amino acids.
AUGCAGUCCACCCCUGUUCCUCGCGACAUCCUCAUAGUCGGCGCCGGCAUCGCGGGUCUGGCCAGCGCCAUCUCUCUCGCCAAGGAACUGGCUUCCUCCAUCCCCGACCUGAAGAUCUCCGUUUUCGAAGGCGCACCAGGACUAUCUGCCUCAGGGGGCGCCAUAAGUCUAACCCCAACGGCGCAAAAUUACCUCGACAAGUUGGGCGUUUUGUCCGAACUUAAUCGCAUGGGCAGUGAAGCCGGCAUCGAAGUCGAUCGCAUUGAACUCUUCUCCCUCCGCUCAGGUCGCAGACUUGGACCUCUCAAAUUCACCGACGAGAAUGGCUUCGGUUACGGUGGCUACAAGGGCCGUCGGGUCAUGCGAAAUGCCCUCUCGCGCGCCAUGUUAUCUGUCAUUCAAACCCACCUUCCCACGGUUUCCGUCUACUUCAACAAGAAAGUCGUAGGCGGCACCACAACCGACUCAUCCGUCACCUUAUCCUUCGAAGAUGGCUCUUUCGCUACAGGCGAGCUUGUUUUGGGCUGCGACGGCGUCCACUCUAUCACGCGCACGCGCAUUGUCGAUCCCGGCAACCGCUCCGAAUACACCGGCAUCUCCUUCAUCCAGAGCGUCACCGACGCCCACGACCUUUCCGUCCCCAUGCACUUCAACCAGACUGCCAUCCACCUCACUCGCCACAGUUCCCUCCUCACUAGCUACUGCGACCCUGAUCGCCAGAAGAUCUUCUCCGCCGCUAUCCUCCGCGUGAACGAACACCUCAUUGAGCGCUACCAAGCCACUUCGAAAAGCGAUUGUCCGGAACAAGCCAGCAUGAAGAUGUCCAUCCGCUAUCUGGUGCGCACGCAGUUCGCCAAAUCUGCCCUUCCUAGCAUCCGCGCGCUCCUCGACCACACCGAAGAUUGGGCCCUGUAUCCGGUAUAUCAGGUCCGGCAGCGAGGGAAAUGGCACAAGGGACGGAUUCUGCUCCUGGGUGAUGCAGCGCAUGCGAUGCCUCCCCGCGACGAAUCCGCCGCCUACUCCAUCGAAGAUGCCCUCAUCUUCACACAAAUCUUCUCCCGCAACCUGCACGCCCCACUCGCCACUACCUUCCAAGAAUACGAGUCCCUGCGCCGCGAGCUCGUCAACAAAGUCUUUGACGCCUCCCGCCGUCUCUGGCAAAGUGAUCUCGAUAAGGGCUUAUUUCCGGGCCACGUGCGCGAACUGAUGUCGCCGGUUCACAUGUCGCCCGGGGGUUGUACAACGAUAGCAUCAGCUAGACCGGCCGUUCCAGCAGCCACGCAUCAGAGUUUCUCGGAUCUGUCGGUGUACUCGUUGACCCGGGAGUUCCAAGGAGAGAUCGAAUCCUAA